This is a messenger RNA of Fusarium keratoplasticum, 2073 nucleotides long. Its product is annotated as Protein kinase domain-containing protein. Gene Ontology annotation, biological process: protein phosphorylation. The coding region runs from base 1 to 2073 and encodes 690 amino acids. The record is from RefSeq and is a predicted model, not a curated record. The transcript is spliced from 4 exons. Lineage: Eukaryota; Fungi; Ascomycota; Sordariomycetes; Hypocreales; Nectriaceae. Gene Ontology annotation, molecular function: ATP binding; protein kinase activity.
AUGGCCGACCACGAGAGGGACAUGGACGAGGCGAAUGAGGCGCUCGACCCGGAGCUUCUCUACUCCAAGGAAUACUGCAUUGGUGGUGGCAGUUUUGGCAAGGUCUACAAAGGAGUUGAUAAGCGCACCGGUCAGGCAGUCGCGAUCAAAGUUAUCGACAUCGAGAGCGCUGAGGACGAGGUGGAGGAUAUUAUCCAGGAGAUCGCCAUUCUGUCUGAGUUGCAAUCCCCAUAUGUCACCAAGUACUAUGGAUCAUAUGCAAAAGGCGCCGAGCUAUGGAUCGUGAUGGAGUUUUGCUCCGGUGGGAGCUGCGCCGACCUGAUGAAGCCAGGGCUGAUCGGAGAGGACUACAUCGCCAUCAUUGUGCGGGAGCUGUUGCAGGGAUUGGACUAUCUCCACACAGACAAGAAGCUGCACCGCGAUGUCAAGGCUGCCAACGUACUGCUCAGCAGCAACGGGCAGGUGAAGCUCGCCGACUUUGGCGUCUCGGGACAGCUCUCCGCCACCAUGACCAAGAAGAACACCUUUGUCGGUACUCCCUUCUGGAUGGCUCCGGAGGUUAUCAAACAAUCCGGAUACGACCACAAAGCUGAUAUCUGGUCCCUCGGCAUCACGGCCCUCGAACUGGCCAACGGCGAACCGCCCUACGCCGAUAUUCACCCCAUGAAGGUCCUCUUUCUUAUCCCAAAGAAUCCACCCCCGCGACUCGAAGGCAACUUCACCAAGGCUUUCAAGGAGUUUAUCGAGCUAUGCCUCCAGCGAGACCCCAAGGAGCGACCAACUGCGAAGGACCUGCUCCGGCACCCGUUUAUUAGACGAGCAAAGCGGACAACCUACCUAACCGAGCUGAUCGAGAGACAUACUCGAUGGGCGGCUACUCACAAGAAUGAUGAGGAGGAUAAUUGGGAUUCUAACCCCGGCCGAGCCCCGGCCGAGCGCGAGCGGGUAGAUGAAGACAUGUGGGACUUUGGCACCGUGAGACUUAUUGGUGAGCGUGGAGGUAUCGUCAACCGACCCAGUCUUAAUCCUUUGGACGAGAGCGCAACAAACGCACGAUCUUCGCGGCCACUGGAACCUGCUGACGACUAUGGCGAGCGGCGACGUGAGGGAAGCCCAACAAAGGUGAAGGACUUUGCGUUUGAACCAAGCGAGACUGUCAAGGCGCCGAAUCCAGGCUCUAGACAGUCCAGCCCUCAGCGCAAGGCUGUUCCACUGCAACAACCACAGUAUCAGCAGCCUAUGCCAUCUCCUACCAGAGUACCACUUCCUCAGAGCCCGAUGAAGCAGCUACCGAGAGACAACAACGAAACCCCGCGAGCACCACGGCCGAUGCCGCCCCUACCAGUGGAGCAGUCACCAGACUACGAUCGUGAACUACAAAGCCAGCUUCAGCGUGAUCUGGGUAAGCUCAACCUGAACCUCGAAGGCAAGGCGAGCCCCCAGUUGUCAUCAUCGCAAUGGCCAGUACCACCCACCCCGCCAGCACAUACAGGCGGGCCACGGCCAAUGCCCUCCAAGGUGACGCAGAUAAGCCUGCCAGAAAUACCCCCAUAUAGGGGUAGAACGCCUUCAUCACAGCAAAGUCCCUCCCCGCAACCGACAUCUUCGCAGCGACUUCCCACACAUGUGGCAGUUCCAGCAGUAGCGCAGUGCCCUCGACCACUUUCCUCCAAGGCCCAGUCACCAGCCCUCCCUGAGUUUGCGACGGCCCCAUCGUCAUUCCCUGCGCCGGGACCAGCCAACCCGAACGGCGAUUUGGAUGCCCUUCACGAUGUCAUCUUCCCCGCGUUGGAGGAGGCGCUGAAGCGACGACAGAUCAACCUUCAGCAGAUGCACGGGCCAUCACAAUACCCGGCGCAAGGGACACCUCAGCAAGAACGAGCCGAGGCGGCGCACGAAAAGGUGCGGAGAUUGGUGUACAAACUGGCAUAUGUCUGUAAGGAGAUUGAUCACUACGACAAGGCCGAGCCUGUAGGCAUGGGCCGAGAGGCCGGAAGUUUCCUUGAAGGCCUCCUCGAGGAGAUCUUGGUGAGAGUGGAGCCAUUGGACGAGGAUGAGGAAGUCCAAGCUUGA